This is a messenger RNA of Cantharellus anzutake, 2553 nucleotides long. RefSeq names its product rab-GTPase-TBC domain-containing protein. Gene Ontology annotation, molecular function: GTPase activator activity. The record is from RefSeq and is a predicted model, not a curated record. The coding region runs from base 1 to 2553 and encodes 850 amino acids. The transcript has 6 exons. Lineage: Eukaryota; Fungi; Basidiomycota; Agaricomycetes; Cantharellales; Hydnaceae. Gene Ontology annotation, biological process: activation of GTPase activity.
AUGACACUCAGAGCUUCUCCACAUGACAUACGAAAUUCAUUCGAGCGGCUAUUUGAUAACAGAACCUCGUUGGACAAAAUCCGAGAUGCCGCACUAUCAGGCGAACUUCUCUCUAACCCAGAAAAUGCCUACGACCCGUCGUUGAAUGGAAUGCUCCCAGGCCGAAGCCUGGCGUGGAAACUUUUCCUCCUCCCCGCAGCUCCCCUGACUGAUUCACUGUCGCCUAUUCCUUCUCCGCCUUUAGAUGCCCUACGAUCUGCAAGGAGCCGAUAUGCGAGCCUUAUCAGAAUAGAAUUGCGUGCUCCAGAUGGCAGUUACGAAGAAUGGGUUGAUCUCCCAGGUGCCGACGCUGCAGUUCCCGACCGCAACACGAUAGAGAACUGGACAAGAAACAACCCACUGAGCCUCGAUGCAGACUCUGGAUGGAAUGACUGGUUUGAUGCCGUGGAGCUGCGGAAAGUUAUACGGCAGGAUGUGGAACGGACGUUUCCAGAUAUCGAAUAUUUUCGUGAUCCUCACAUUCAGUCACUCCUAACAUCCAUCCUCUAUGUCUAUAGCAUACAAGACAAGAAUGUCGGGUAUCGUCAAGGAAUGCACGAACUCCUGGCACCUCUCCUUUAUGCGAUCGAUUUCGACUCACUCAAGUGCUCUGUUUCACAGCCUGAGGAGAAUGAAGUCCUCGCCGAAUUUUGCGAUAGGACGUGGAUAGCUGCCGAUGCUCAUGCCUUGUUUAGCAUCAUUAUGAAUGGAAUCGGCGCCUGGUACGAGUGGCGCGAGCCAACGCAUAAACAACCUAUCAGCCAGACUAUUCCAGGGAGUUUCGAGCCCAUCUCUAUGAAACCUUGGGUCGCGCCUAUUGUGGAAGCAUGCAGAGCUAUCCAUUCAGAUUAUCUCCAGCACAGCGAUCCGGCUCUGUGGUCGGCGUUACAAAAUUCUCAGAUAGAGCCUCAGAUAUUUGGGAUUCGAUGGCUCAGAUUGUUGUUCACACGUGAGUUCGGUGUUGGGGAUUCCAUGGUGCUUUGGGAUGGUCUAUUCGCUUCCGACCCAACGCUGCAAUUAUCCAAAUGGAUUUGUGUCGCAAUGCUCAUUCGCAUUCGCAAUCACUUAAUAACAUCAGACUAUAGUACUCAACUUGGUUAUCUACUCCGUUACCCUUCUGUUACUCCUGCCGAACCCAUAUCUCACAUCUCCCUCCUCCUUCAGCAAGCUCAAGCCCUCAAAGCCGACCCUAACCCGGCUACCGCUGUCUCACUCGUCAUGCAAAACAAAACUGCCCUUGGAAUUCCUGCAGAGUCUCCAGGAUCCCCUGCUCCCCUUCGGCGCGCGAAAAGUAGGGAGUCUCCCGAGGACACGCGGAAUGCCCAUGGUCAUCCUCCCAGCGGUAGUUCGACGUCAGGAGCGGAAACCCGCAAGGACCCAUUCGGGCUUCCUCUUCCAAUCCCCGAACUAUUCAGUAAAGGGCUGUCAGAUAUCAAUGGUGCAGUGUACAACACUGUUUCAGAGAUACGGCGCAAUCUCCCUGAGUUUGCUCAGCACAUUAGACAUCCAUCUUCGCCGGAUCCUAGCAUCCCCUUCUCAUACCAGUCGUUGAUGACUUCCAAGACCCGACCGAGUCUGGAAAGAGAUGGGACCGAAGGGAUGGAUAAGCCGCCAUGGGAACCCCGAACACGCUUUGAGAUCGAACGGGAAGUCGCAGCUUACUCAAGUAUGAACAAGAGAUUGGGUAAAGCGCUCUCCUGGGUCGUCGACACACUCUUGCAAGGUGCAGAGGAUACACCCGAUCCCCUGUCGGAGAACAGUGCAGAAUCAGCGAAGAGGCGCGAGGCUCUCGAAUGCCUGGCUUAUACACGAGAUUUAUUGAACGCGGAUCAGGCUACGCCUGCUUCUCAGCUUGAUGAGGAAAGACUGCUGGGAGAAACGGAAUACCAUAGUCUCCGUGAAGAGCGAGCAAAGGCUGGACAGUACAACUCUUUAAGCGGGAAGAACAGCGAAGGAAGUACAUCUGCCCAGGAACCCCUUGGCCGUCGUGCUGCCCUUACUUUCCCAGCCCGAGCAGCACAAGGUGUGGUCCUAGACAGCGCUAGUAAACCAGUGUCUCGCCAGGUCUUAGCUUCUUAUCAGUCCAACCGGAACUCUACACCCACAGCCACUCUCACCCGAACUCCGCUAAUUUCGCCUCCCCCAUCAACCAACGCGUUCCGUAACAUAUCAACUAGUAUACAUAAGCCAGACCGUUCUCUCGCUUCCCAUUUCGAUGGCAAACCUAAGGAGACAGUUGCCGUCAGCUCCGCUUCGAUCACCCCUCCCUGGAUAAGUACUCUGUCAAAUUUUGACGCCGGCCGCGUAGCCCAUGGAGUCCGCCAGACACUUUUGAACCCACGCGUAUCAGGGUCUGAGAUACUCCAACGGCCCGCUCCGUCCCUGUCCUUUUAUGGUUCGGAAAGUCCUGACCUCCGUGGCAUCACCAAUAAGGACGAUACCCAAGGUAGCUCUGGGAAUGGGAAUGCUUCUUCGAACUCACCAACGUAUCAAAGUGAUCCCCUUCGAGGCUGA